This is a messenger RNA of Prunus armeniaca (apricot), 435 nucleotides long. NCBI's taxonomy places the organism in Eukaryota, Viridiplantae, Streptophyta, Magnoliopsida, Rosales, Rosaceae. The record is from the annotation of a GenBank genome assembly.
AUGCCAUGGUACAACAAUUACUUCAACAACCCACCAGGCAGGCUCUUGGUUAUUCUUGUCACUCUAACAGUCGGCUGGCCCUCGUAUUUGGCUUUCAACAUUUCGGGCCAGGAAUACGACCGGUUUACAUGCCACUACGAUCUCAACGGCCCUAUAUUUUCCAACCGGGAGAGGCUUCAAGUACACAUUUCUGACCUCGGGAUCAUGUCUGCUAUUUAUGUGCUCUAUAAAAUUGUCAUGGCCAAAGGACAUCCUUCGCUGCCGCACUACGGCGAGUCGGAAUGGGAUUGGCUGAGAGGGGCUUUGGUGACUGUGGACAGAGACUAUGGGGUGCUUAACAAGGCUCUGUGGAGGGAGGCUAGAGAGUGCCUUUUUGUUGAACUUGAUGAGGAUGGUGCUCAAAACGGUGUGUUUUGGUACCGGAACAAGCUCUGA